Molecule: messenger RNA, 2854 nt
Organism: Schistosoma turkestanicum
Lineage: Eukaryota; Metazoa; Platyhelminthes; Trematoda; Strigeidida; Schistosomatidae
Source: the annotation of a GenBank genome assembly
UCCGUCUUUAGCGCGGCUAUUGAAAUUUUGAAACUUCUGUACGUUAUUAGGUAGCCAGUUGUCUAGAACCCUUUCAACGUAGUGAAUGGUCGAAUUCAUGGUUGAUGUCGGACAAGAAUUACAUCCUACAAUUAAACCGUCGACACCAACGAGUGGAAAAAGAAAAUCUUCUAGUCGUUUGAGUUUGUUUCAUUCGACUGCUAGGAAAUCACGAGCAUCUGCUGGUGACUUAAAUUUACCAACCCCUAAUUGUGCUGUUGCCUCGUUAGCUGAUGGAUCUUCUCCAGACUUACAAGAUACACCGUUGCGUGCUAAAUUAGAAAAAAGACAGCAUCGUAUCUUCGAGUUCUUUGUGACAGAACGAAACUAUGUUGAAAUAUUACGUUAUUUAUGCUUAAGUGCUUAUUCGCAAGUUAUUGACGAAAAUCAACCAGGAGGGCCUGUCUUGCCUCGAAAGGAAGCUGACUUUGUGUUUGGUAAACUUGGUGCUAUCUAUGAACUACAUGAUCGAUUACAACCUCAGUUCAAUGAGCUGGAAAAUAAUUGGUCAUUGUCUGAAAGUUGUCUUGGAAAAGUACUUCAGCUAAGUUUAUUGACUGAAAUGGACAGAGCAUAUGGGAAUUAUAUGCAAUUUUAUAGUCCACCACAUUUACAUCACCUCGGUGAACAAUUUCCUCGCUUUCAUGCUUUUAUGCGUCAAGUUGAAAAACGUAAAGAAUCUGGUCGUCAAAGUUUAGCGGCUUUACUAGUUCGCCCGGUUCAACGGCUUCCUUCUAUCUCACUUUUAAUGGAUGGUAUAGCGAAAUUCACGCCUCAGUCACAUCCAGAUUACAACGCAGUCAAAGAGUUCGCUAAGGGAAUUAAUGAGCUGCUGGCUAAAAUAAAUGAUAGAUUACGGAAAAAUGAAGAACGUCUUUCUUUGCUAUCUUUAUAUCAUGAAAUUAGUGGUGCCCCGCCUGAGAUGUUAUCUUCCUCCCGAAGUCUCGUGGCAAAACUUAACGUUUUUGAAUUGGGAGUAAGCGCUUCUGGAAACACAACUUGUGAACCUGUGACGCUUUUCUUAUUGUCUGAUAGUUUGGAGGUAGCUCGUCCUCGUAAACGAUUUACUGGUGAACCUCUUGCACAUGCUAUUCGAGCCGCAUUAGCUGCAGUACAAGGUGAUGGAACCGAACACAACUUCGACGGUAAUCAUGAUCAAACUUCAGUUAAUACUGGCGAUUCUUCGUCGAAUCCAUCCACAAAUAAUACUUCAAAUGGAGUUUCUGUUUCUCGGACUGGUUCGGGUGCAUCUGGGACGAGUGUUGUAAACCUUGGUCUUAUGGAAGGCAAACAGAGAUGCUGUUAUAAACACCUACAGUUGUUAAAAUUACAGGAAAUAAAGCAAGUAGUCAAUUUCGAUACUGCCUCUCCAGAUAGAGCUGCUUUCGGUCUAGUUGUACGUUCCAGUUCGGAGGUUGAUGAUCGUGUUCAUGCUUAUUGCUUGGCUGCCAGUUUUGCAGCUUCAGCGGCAGUCGUCAGUGGAAAGUGUCCAGAACCUGUUGAGUCAGCAGUUGCAGCGGCUACAGCAUCCGGACAGAUUUCUAAUCCAGUCAGUAUUGAUACCUCUUUAAAUAUUAAUGCUUCUAAUUCAAGUUCGUCACAUGUAGCAAUGCUACAGGCAUGUGUUGGUGAAGCCAAACGUGUUUUUCUUCACAGAUUGUGCCAUCAUAUUUGUCUUGUUUCGUGUAUUACAAAGAGCCCAGAAGAAAUACUAGUAGAUGUCGAACCAGAAGAACUCCUUGGUUUUGACUUAGAACAGGUUUUCAACGCAACUGCUUUGGCCUUGUCUUCGAAAAGAAUUACGCGGCAGCUAACUCGCAACAUAUCCAUAAAGACCCCUCGUCGCCUAGCAGCUUCUGCCAAACGUCAAUUCGGAUCACAGCCUCCACAACCUCCGAGCACCCCAACUUCUCAUCGGUUACAAGUUCCCAUUGAGAUAGAUGAAAGUCAAACAACAGACAUGUACCUUAUACCAAGUCCGCGACGUUCGAUGCUUGGAUCAUUUCUGGGGUCUUCUUGUACAUCAUUGAGCACUUUUCUAAAUACAGCUUUGCGAACUAAUAAUAAUCUAAAUAAUAUCAAUCAUGGAAAUUCCGCGCUUAAUCGUGCUAUGCUUCCUCCUAGUCGUUUAGCUAUGACGCCCAAACCGAUUCGACGUCUUCUACCUCGUUCGUCCAGACAAAAUUCAUUUGAUGAUCUUGAUUUAAAUGAUGACGAUGUUCCUUUUCCGCAACUUGGAAGUUCGCUUCUUAGUCUAACAAGUCUAGACAGUCUCUCUACGUUAGAUAAUCCUGUUCAUCGAGUUGAUGUAAUUUCUAACCGCAACACUCCAAAUCUUAAGUGUCGCGCUGGUAGUGCUGUUUGGGAAUCAGCAAGCCAUCUUGGAUUCAGUACAUCAGAUGAUGUUUGCCACUCAUUCAGAUCACCAUCUGGCUCGUUUCUUGGCGGCUUUGACGAAGGUUGCUCUAGAAAACAUGGUAAAAAGCAGAAAAAACCGAAACUUCGAGCUGUAAGCCAAAUGUUUCAGCGAUCUUCAAUUACGACCAAAACAAAAGAAUCAAAGAAAAUGGGCUCUGACAAAAUUAACACUGAGUUAAAUCCUCAAAAUUCUCUACCUAGUUCUCGCCGUGACAGUUUAUUUCGUGGUCUGUUUUUCAGAAAAAAUUAAUUUUUUUAUUCUGACGUUAAUAUUCUUGGCUUGUUUGACCGAAUGCAUUUGCUUACUUGUAUAAAGUUUCAAGACAAUUAUAUUACUCAUUAUUUGUAUUUUACUAUUUAGAGAUAUGUAUGAUUAAUUAAAAUGCUUUAUUCUUCG